AUGUUCACCAAAGUCAUUUUGAUCGCCUCAGUCAUUUUGGCAGUCACCGCCAACGAGCGAUGGCAAUCAGAUGAUUAUGUUGAACCUCAUAAAGAAUAUGUACCCGAGAACGGAUACGAAAGUCAAUACGGAUCUAAAAACGAGUAUCAUCCUAAGAAUGGUUACAAACCAAAGAAAGUUUAUUGCUUAGGUGUUGACGUCACUAACGACUGCAUAUAUCGCGCUGAUAACAACUACGCUAUCGAUGACAAGCCAAGAUCUGGAUACGUAGCUUGCGUUAACAAAAGUGCCAUAUGUAUGCCUUGUCCAUACGGAUUGGUUUUCUGUUCCAAAGCUGGCUACAAAGGUCUCGGACAAUGUCUCGGCAAAUACGACGAAUGCCCACCUCGCUCAUAUUAAUGAUGUAUACAAGAAGCUAUUUAUAUAAACAAUUUGUAAAACCUAUUUAACUUGUUUUUCAUUUUUAUUAAAUUAACACCGUA
Hydra vulgaris (swiftwater hydra) is the source of this 482-nucleotide messenger RNA. Lineage: Eukaryota; Metazoa; Cnidaria; Hydrozoa; Anthoathecata; Hydridae. The record is from RefSeq and is a predicted model, not a curated record.